AUGGCUUCCCGCGACUCUCGCGUUAAAGAUCCAUUGUACUGUCGCAAGGAGAAAUCUCUCGGCCUCUUAUGCACCAACUUCCUGAGGUUGUACAAUCGCGAUGGUGUAGAGUCGAUUGGGUUGGACGAUGCCGCUUCUCAGUUAGGUGUUGAACGGCGAAGAAUAUAUGAUAUUAUAAAUAUAUUGGAGAGCCUCUGGGUUUUGGAGAGGAAGGGUAAGAGUCAGUACACUUGGAAAGGUUUUGGCACUAUACCUGAAGCUUUGAAGUUCCUUAAGGAUCAGGGAGUGAAAGAGGAGUUUGGUGCCCAUAUUUCUGAUGUCCCAAACAAGGAAGAAUGUGGACAAUCUCAGUCAAAGACUGACGGGCAAGACAGAUAUCCUGAAUCAGACAAAGGUGAACACAAGAGGGAAAAAUCAUUGGCUCUGCUGGCUCAGAAUUUUGUGAAGCUUUUCCUUUGUUCUGAUGUGGAUUUAAUAUCACUCGAUCGUGCUUCAUUAGCUUUGCUAGGGAAUGUUCAUGACCCAAAGGCUAUGAGAACAAAGGUCAGGCGCUUGUAUGAUAUUGCAAAUGUGUUUUCAUCAAUGGGACUUCUUGAAAAGACCCGUGAUCGUGAUAGUGGAAAACCAGCAUUUCAGUGGAUAGGCAUGGGAAGAGACCGUGCAUAUGGAUCUUCUAUUUCACUUGAUGUUAAGAAUCCCAAAAAGAGAGAAUUUGGGAACGACAUCACGAAUACAUUGGUUAAAAGAAGCAAUACUAACGCCUCGUUUGCCUGGAAAUUGAAUGAUUCAGUCAAUAAGGAGAACUGUUCGAAAGACAAACACAAACUAAAAGGUGCAAAUGAUGGUUCAUCAACCGAGCAACUCCAGAAAAAUAGCCAAAAGAAUUUUGUGUUUGGUCCCUUCACUCCAAAUGCAACCACCUCAGCAGAUCAAGGAACCAGAAAUAGCGGGCAGAUUCAAAACCAAGAGAGUCUCCCUUUUGCUUCUCAACCUAAGUAUUCAAAUCAAGCCAUUUAUGAGCUUUUCCAACAUUAUGCUGAAGCUUGGAAAACCUGGCAUCAUGUCGAAGCUGAGAAUAAGCAGGAGACGAACCCUGGUCCGGGUUCAUAA
This is a messenger RNA of Striga hermonthica, 1110 nucleotides long. NCBI's taxonomy places the organism in Eukaryota, Viridiplantae, Streptophyta, Magnoliopsida, Lamiales, Orobanchaceae. The record is from the annotation of a GenBank genome assembly.